This is a messenger RNA of Lucilia cuprina (Australian sheep blowfly), 4384 nucleotides long. Its product is annotated as branchpoint-bridging protein. Gene Ontology annotation, biological process: regulation of alternative mRNA splicing, via spliceosome. The transcript has 10 exons. Gene Ontology annotation, cellular component: nucleus. Bases 623 to 1843 code for a protein of 406 amino acids. Gene Ontology annotation, molecular function: mRNA binding. The record is from RefSeq and is a predicted model, not a curated record. Lineage: Eukaryota; Metazoa; Arthropoda; Insecta; Diptera; Calliphoridae.
UAUUAUCAAAAUUGGACGGUGAAUGUUUCAAGAUUUCCUAUAAGUAUAACAAUAUCAAAUACAUGACCAUGUGGAACUGAGUUCAAAUUGUCGUAGGGUGUUAAAAAUUAACGACUGACAUCUUCUUUCAUUACAUUAGAUUUUUCCUCUUGUCCAGUACCUGCAAAUGGAGUCUUCUUAUUAUUCACAUAUUUAAACAAAGUGUUUGGCUGAUUGUGCCUUAAAUAAAAGAAAGUACUUGCUUGCAGACAUGUGGGAUUUUAUUAUUGUGAAUCAUUUUGACCCAGUUUUAGAGUCAAACUGCAUCAGUGAUGUGGAAAGUAGUCUUAUUAAAAGCUAACGUAUAACAACAAAAUACUGCGUAAGAGCACAAAUAAGAGAGAAAAAGAACAAAAGCUUUCGAAACAAACUGUAGUAAAAAUCUCCUUUUAUUAACAGCAUCACCAUCAUUAUUACAAACACAGGUGAAUGAUAUUUAAACAACUUAUUAAAUGAAACAUGUACGUGCUGGGUAUCUAUCGAACCAAGAACUUUAUGAAACUAUGCAAAACGAUAGAAUAAUAAGCCUAUAAACGAACAUAAGGAAACAAAUUUAUUCGAAUAAUCGUCUAAAUAAAACACUAUGGAUGUCAUUUUGAAAGCAAAUCAAAUGGAUACACCUGAAGAACAACGUUCUCCCAAAGGUUUAGAAAAAUCAAAAAUGUUAGAUAUAACCAGAGAUCGACCAGUAAAAGUUGCAGUAAAGGUUGCUGUACCCGUCCGAGAUCAUCCAAAGUUCAAUUUUGUGGGAAAAUUAUUGGGACCGAAAGGCAACUCCAUGAAACGUUUACAAGAAGAAACAAUGUGUAAAAUGGCUGUUUUAGGGCGAGGUUCCAUGAGAGAUAGAAAAAAGGAAGAAGAAUUGCGAGCGAGUGGUGAUAGUCGAUAUGCCCAUCUAUUUGAUGAUUUGCAUGUAGAAAUUUCCACAUUUGCGGCUCCCGCAGAAGCCCAUGCUCGCAUUGCUUAUGCUCUAGCAGAAGUGAGGCGAUUUCUAGUACCGGAUUAUCAUGAUGACAUACGACACGAACAAAUGUGGGAAAUGCAGGCUUUGACUUCUUCCUCAACUUUGCAAAAUUCAGGUAGUGAUCAGGCAAGUCCCACUCGCAUUAUUGAAGGUGGUAUUACCGAUAUGGAUACUUCGAACGAUGAAAAAUCUGACAACGAAUUAUCUGUCAUGGACUGCAUGACAACCGGAAAACUGGAAAAAACACACAAUUCUUCUAAUUCAAGUGCGGUGACACCGAAUACGACAGAUCCUCUUAAGAUACCACCAACAAGUGCAGCAUCAUUGCAUCCCUGUACAAUGGCUGUGACACUACAGCAUCAGUUUUCUGCGGCCGGUAUUGGAGGUCUACUAAAACCCUCGCCAACGGUAGCGGCUGUUACCGGUCUAACGCCAGCUCAACCCACCACUACUUUGAGUUUGCCAAAUGAAGCAGAUGCUAGCGCUACUUCAGCAUUAACUCUUCUAGAUUCUGCGGGUACAUUAAUCCACCCUGCUCUAAGAAACAUUAAAACGAUUAAUAUUGCUGGAAAUUUGACACGUAAGCGUCCAUUGUUGGGUGUGCCACGAUCCAGUAUGAAUCCGACCAAGCGCACGGUAAUGACACUAUUAGCUAGAGCUAAAAACUCACAAGCAUUGCACACGGUACGAAAUCCAGUAGGAGCAGCACAACCAGCACCUUUUACCGACCCACUCCAGAUGUUGGCCUCGCCUUUUAUAAUACCCCACCACCAUCAUCAUCAACCCAUGGAUCAGGCAAUGUUGACAUUGUCGAAAGAGAGUUUAGCCCAAGGUGUCUAAGAGCAAUAAUAUCCAAAAAUAUAUUUUAUGUUUCUAUGUUUUAUAACGAUUAAAUAAAAGUAUGUAUGUAUUGUACAUGUUACGAAUACAUUUGCCCAAAAGUACAUACUUACUUAGACAAAUUUUCAAUUAACAUCACCAAAUUAUACUGCGAUCCUUAAAACAAUUACCCCCGCCUCCUUAAACUACUUAGUAGAUCAACCAAAAUAAUAUUAAUAAUUAAUGAGCAAUGUUACGAUCAACAUUAAUAUUUGUUGAUUUUUUUAUUUUAAAAAAGAACUUAAUUAUGAUAUACAUAAGUACAUACAUAUAUUUACAAAAAAAAGUAAUAUUGAUUAAAUUAAUUUACUUUAUGAUCGAUCGAUGACUUAAAAAGGAAUAAGUGAAAUGAAAAUACCAAAAUUUAGGGACUAAAAUUAAAAAUAAGUAAACACUACAAAUAUUCUUACACAUAAACUAAAAAAAAAAUAAUAAUUUACAUUUACACAAUACUCAUUUACUCCAAAUGUAUCCUAACUCCUUUUUGUUUUUGUCCUGAUUACUACAAAAUAUAAACAGAGUUAAAACACUUUUAUACAUACAUAUAUACUAUAUACAUACAUAACGCUCAUUUCCUACAAUACUGGCAUAAUCUAAAAUUCGUGAUUUUUUAUUCAACUGAGGGUUACAAAGUAUUACUAAGAGGGUACUCAAGUUUUUCAUAUAGUUUUAUCAAAUUUGUUUAUAUCUAAAAAAUGUUGAAAAAAACUAUAUAUUUUUAACUCUACUAUUUAAAAUAUAUUUCAAAUUCCUAAAUCUGUUUAAAAGUUGUUUUAAAAGUAGUUAAAUAUCACUUAACAUUCAAAGCCAUUUUUCUCGAAAAAUCACUUUUCGGAUUAUACCAAUCUUGUAGUAAAUGAUAUGUAUAAAAGUAUCAUUAAUUCAACAUUUAAAGACGCCUUUCUUAAACGUAUGUGUUUAAAUUAGGAUAAUUUUGAAGUAAAUAAGCGUUAAGUAUUUAUUCAUACACACACACGCAGAUAAAUUCUAUUUCUAAUACAAUUAAACACUUACAAUUAGACACUUAUUUACUCAUAAAGCUUUUUAUAACAUAAAACAACAGAAAAACAUAUACAUAUAAAGAAAAAUAAAAUAAUUUUACAACAACAAAAAAAGAUAACUAAAUAAUUACAUAUGUUAUUAUGUAUAUUUUAAUUUUAAACAAAAUUCAUAUAAAACAUUACCUUAAAUCUUAAGAAAAAACGAAUAUAGUAAAUUAAUAAAAAAUAUUAAAAAAUAAAAAAAUUUAUAAAAAAAUAUUUAUAUAUGCAUACAUAACAACUAACCUGAUAACGAAAUUACUUUAUAAAGAUUACUUUAACAAAAAACAAAAGAAAAACAAAAUAAAUAUUUAUAACCAAAAAUUUUAAAAUGAGGAAAUACAAAUUUUUAACGUGUUAAUAAUUCUGACACACACUCAAUGAAUGUUGUACUUAAAAUUCAUUCAUAUUUACUUUUUAAUAUACAUAUGUAUGUACAUAUUUUUAUUAUUAUUAUUAUUAUUUUUAUUAAACUGAAAAUUAAAUUACAAAAAUGCAAAAUGUUAGGGUGUUUUUGAAGUUUUUUUGUAAAUGCAAGUUGUGCAGAUUAAAAUUCUGCAAAUAGAAGGAAGUUAUUUGCAAAAAGAUAAUAGUCUUUUGAAAUUUUAAAGUGGAUGCUUUCAAAGGACUGAAAUUUUCAAACCUGUGCUUUUAUAAAUUAAGAAAAGUAAAACUAAGAAAAUGCGCUGACAAAAGAGCUUUAACAAUAUAUGGAGUUAAUAAUUUAAAAUUAUUGUUCUACAGACCACCUAAGUAGGUUGUGUAAUUAUAGGAUAUCUUUCGAUAAAAUUUUAUAAAGACUUUAGAAUAUCGUGAAUCGAAGACAUUUUUAAAGGGUGGUGCGAUUACAGUGACAUUUUCCCCCAUACAAUAUUUGAGCUCUAAAAAACAUUUUUAUAUUGUUAUUGGUCAAGCUGGUAUAAUAGAAUCAUUUCGGAAUUAUUCUUUUUUCUUUAAAUUUAUUUGUUUUAUUUAUUAAUUGAUUAAAAGGGUAAUGUUAGCAAAAGUUAUAAGAACUUCAAAUGGUAAAAGUUUAGAAAAAUAAACUAUUUCGAUCAAAUAAUAUAUCGCUUAAACCCUGUAUAGCAACAAAUUCAUAUAUAUUUAGUAUGAUAUCAAGCUAAAUCGCAAAUCGGUGGUUCUAUGAAUUGUCCAUAACUAAACAUGAAUUUAAUUAAUAAUUUUAUUUUUUAUAAUAUAAUAUUAAAUAAACACUUUCCUUGAGCGAUGAAGCACGUUCAAUAACAAGCGGUUUCAAAUUGAUCAAAAUAAACUAAAAUUAAACAUGGAAAAUCAAAAGUUGGUUAACAAAAUGUAGAUGUUUUUAUUUCUUCUAUACAUCUGUCUUAAAAUCUAUUUAACUUUUUUCCAAUUCUGUUGGGAAUAUCCAAUCGGUAUUCGAAUAAAAUUCUCUUCUUAAUGUGAACGUCAAUCAGAUACAUAUGUAUGUUUCAUUAAUUCA